Drosophila guanche is the source of this 6049-nucleotide messenger RNA. RefSeq names its product zinc finger protein zfp-1 (gene Alh). Gene Ontology annotation, molecular function: histone binding; nucleosome binding. Lineage: Eukaryota; Metazoa; Arthropoda; Insecta; Diptera; Drosophilidae. The record is from RefSeq and is a predicted model, not a curated record. Bases 269 to 5623 code for a protein of 1784 amino acids. Gene Ontology annotation, cellular component: nucleus. The transcript has 10 exons. Gene Ontology annotation, biological process: regulation of transcription by RNA polymerase II.
CCCUCGGUCACACUGCGUCCCAUGUCACGGUCGCGGAUAUUUACUUAGUUUUUUAUUUAAAUAGCAAAAUACCGUACCAAGCCGAGAGUUUAUGCACCUGCAGCAUCAUUGCAAUUGGAAUAUCGCAAUAUAGUUAAAGUGGCCCACAAAUUCGCGUUGUGGGUUUGUUGUUACAAGUAUCGCGCAUCGAUAAUAGGGAAAAUCGUCUAUUGCAUUUGUAUACAGAGCAGGUGGUGUUGUCUCUCUCAGGCUUGCACGCUCGCUCUUGAUGUGCGAGCGAAACAACAACAAACAAGUUACAAGUUCCAACAAAAUUCCAUCUUCAUUUAAUGCAAAACUGGAGCUAGACUCCAGCAAAGACGACACCAUUCACUCCGUAAACUUGAAUAAAAAACUCGUCAAGAUUAAAAAGUUCAAGCUGGACGAUAUGAAGGAAAUGGUGGGCGGCUGUUGUGUUUGUUCGGACGAGCGGGGGUGGCCGGAGAACCCGCUCGUAUACUGUGACGGCCAAAACUGUAUGGUUGCCGUGCAUCAGGCAUGCUAUGGCAUUGUGACGGUCCCCACCGGACCCUGGUAUUGUCGCAAAUGUGAAUCCCAAGAGCCCGCCUCCCGCGUCCAUUGCCAUUUAUGCCCCUCAAAGGAUGGGGCGCUCAAGAAAACAGAUCAGAACAAAUGGGCACAUGUCGUGUGUGCUCUGUACAUACCCGAAGUGCGUUUCGGUAAUGUGACAACUAUGGAGCCCAUACUCAUGUCGCAGAUACCAGAGGAACGCUUCCACAAAUCCUGCUACAUUUGCAUGGAGAUUGGAAAGACUGGCCGCUCCACUAAGGGUGCCUGCAUGCAGUGCAACAAAUCCAAUUGCAAGCAACAAUUUCAUGUCACAUGCGCCCAGAGCUUGGGUCUGCUCUGCGAGGAGGCUGGCAACUAUUUAGAUAAUGUCAAGUACUGCGGCUAUUGCCAGCAUCAUUAUAGCAAACUGAAAAAGGGCGGCAACGUCAAAACCAUACCGCCAUACAAACCCAUACAACAUGACACCUCAUCCGAUUCGUGUUCAUCUCCCGAAAAGGAUAUUGACUCCACAAUGAAUGCAGCAGCUACCUCGGCAACGAGCAUUAAGAUAACCAGCAGCAGCAGCACCACCACCACCAGCAAUGCCUUGAAUGCCAGCUCUUUGGGGGCAGUCUCUGGAGGCAGCGGCAGCGGCAGCGGCAGCGGUGUAUCUUCAUCGUCCAAACAGCGCAAGAGCAAUGCAUCGGGCAAGUCAUCGAGCAGCAGCAGCAGUAGCUCCUCAUCAUCCUCCACGGGAGUGGCGAAUCCCUCCUUCAGUACCGCAAGCUCAGGCGGUGCCAGUAAUCUGCCAGUCGGAGGAAGCCUACCACCAUCGAGUAGUAGCACCAAUAAUAUUAGUAAUAGUACUAACACCAGUCUGCCGGCCAGCACUGGAGCAGCAGCAUCAGUUGCGGGCGGAAGCGUGGCCAGUGGAACCACAAGUGCAAUAAAUCUUCCUUCCUCUGGCAGCGGCUCUGGCUCACAGAAAGCCUCCAACGCCAGUCAGUCGACAACAUCGGCAGCCGCAACCACAAAAUCCUCGGCCAGUAGUUCGAGCAGUAGCAGCAGCUACAAGGAUAAGCAUAGCAAAAGCCUAAGUAAGCAAUCGAAUUCAAGUAAGGAAAAGGAUAGCAGCAAGGACAACGGAAACAAUCCCCCAAGCAGCAGCACAAGCAGCGGUUUCUCGAACUCAAUAGCCACCUCAACAUCUGGCAGCUCCUCGUCUCGGGAGAAGUCAUCAUCGAAAUUAUUGAAAAACAAGGAUACAUCCAUUCAAAUGCCAAGUGCCACAAGCGGCAGUUCGAGUAUCAGCACAACCAGCACAACCAACACCAGCAAUACCCAGUUUAGCAGCAGUUCGUCAACUCCAACAGCCGCCAAUGGGUCUGCCGCUGUAUCCAGCUCUGUGACUGCCAUAUUUGCCGCUGCUGCUGCCAGUCACUCGAAUCAUGCCCAGAACCUCAGUACGAACGGGGGAGCAGCAGGCAGCAAUGUGAGCACACAUCUGAAUGCCAGCAGUAGCAGCGGAACGGUAUUCGGUACAGAAAUACGUGCAGGCAGCAGCACUUUGAAUGAGUCUUCUUCGGCCUUUGCGGCGAGCAGCAGUGCAGAUACAUUACCAGGCGCAGGUUCGUCUGCAAGUAAUAUGACUGCAGCUCUUGGCCAGGGCCUUAGCGGAGGAGGAGGAGCAGCAGUCUCCUCCACUGUGGCCACUAAUUUGACCACAAACAAGGCUUCAUUAUCGUCUGCAGCAUCAUCAACUUCGUCUUCCUCCAGCAAUCCCACACAAACCACAAGUGUGGCUUCGAAAAAACGUAAAGCCGAUUCGGUUAAGCAGUCAAGCGGCAGUGCAAGUGGCCCCUCCAUUAUCGCCCCAUCGAUCUUGGACGAUAGCAAUAGGUGGGCUUCGAGAACGGCAAAGAAAAGUUCAUUUCGAGAAAUAAGCAAGGAUGCACACGUGACUCUGACGCCACUAACGGAUUUUGAAAAGGAAAUAGAAAAGAGCUCCAAGAGGCAACGAACGGAACUAAGUCCACCGACCCAUCAAACAUCCGUCACCGCUGAAGUGAAUGCCACACCCGUCACAAGCGCCACAAUAGCUGCCCCAGCGAGUACAGCAACAACGGGGGCAGUGACAUCGGUUGCGGGUGGAACCACAACGGGCAGCAGCACUUUGACCAGCAAUGCCACAAGCAGCAGUUCAGCAGGAGGAGCAGGAUUGGCUAACUCACCAGCUGUGGGCGGGGGAGCGUCAGGAGUGGGUGCCAGUGGCUAUCCAAAGACAGAUUCGAGUAAAGCCAACACCAGCGGAAGCAGCAGCAAGCACGGCAGCAGCAGCAGUAGUAGCAGUGGCGGCAUUAAGGAGAGCAGCAACAGCAAUCCGCCACCACCUGCGAGUGGAAGUGGCAGCAGCAGCAACAGCAAUGCCCCCAGCCUUUAUGUCUCUGUGCCGCUGUCGACGGCCAAUGUACCUGGAAUCAAUCUGCCAUCAAGCAACAGCAUCACUCCUACGAACCUCAGUGGUGAUUCUCAUGGGAUGGCAGCUUCACGAAGCACCCAACAGCAGCAACAUCAGACUGCAGCGAAUCUGUCGGCACUGAGCGCUGCAGGAGGAGCGUACGCAACAGCAACAAGUGGCGCCUCAACGGUCAUUCAGCAUCAGAGCGGAAAAUCUUCACCUGCUCUGGGUGGCAACGGCUCCCUAGUCAGCGGUAAUAGCGGUGGAAGCAUUAUCUCCGCCAGCACUGGCAGCAGCACUGGAAAUCUCACGGCCACCACCACAGAGAGUGGCAACCUGAAGAUCAGCUACGAGAAGCAGACAACGCGUGUGCAACAGCUGCAAGAGCAGGAGGCACCGCCGGCCACGUCGCGCCGAAGCAGAUCGCGCUCUGGUGAGAGCAGUGGCACCAGUAGUCAUCAUCACCACCAUCAUCAUCACUCGCAGAACCACCACCACAACAGCAAUAGUCUUCCCCCACAUCAUUCAACACAGGGGCAGCAUCAGAUGCAACAGCAUCUAACAUCGUUGCACCCUGCCGUCAGCGUAGGCAGCACCUCUUUGACCACCCCCAAUACACCCGUCAGUAGCUCUGCUACCAACGCAUCGAACACUAAAGCCCCAUCGGGUGGACGUUCGGGAAAAAAGCGUGGAGCGGCACUCAAUAAGAACGAAAGCAAUGCCACGGGAGCAGCUGUAGCAGCAGCAGGCAAUGUUGCAUCAGCUACAGCAACCGUAGCGGAGAAACAAAGUCGCCAUAGUUCGCCACAUCAAUCGCCAAGUGCAGGUUUGCCUGGAGGCAUUGCCUCGCCAGUGGUGUUGUCGCUGUCCUCGUCGCAAUCUUCGAUAGACUCGCCACCCGCUGUGGCGGGUGGUGCAUCAGCAGCUCCCAUAACAGCAACAGCACCAACUCCAAUUCGAAGCACGCGUAACAGCAGCAACAGCAUACUGCUGCAUGGCAAUCAUAAUGGGGAUCAGACCUCAUCUCCGUGCUCAUCCUCAACAUCUUCCUCGUCCAUGUCCUCGAGUGGUGGUGUUGUCCCUGUGGUGAAUCUGCUGGAUUCUCCUGUCAAUAUGUCCACAGGGCCAUCGACAGUGGGUUACAGAGGGAGCAGCACGAGCACGAGCAACGCCAAGGGCUCAACUUCUGAAGGGAACUAUGGCGGAAGCAGCGUCAGCAGUGGCACCACCAAGCCGUUGAAUAAGAAAAUGCUGCGUGCUCAGCAGUCGCAAUUGUUUCAGCAGCAGCAGCAGCAGCAACAACCACAGACAUAUGCACCAAUACCCGCUAGAACCUCGUCCCCCACAAAUCUAACCUCUGCCUCAUCCUCCGCCUCAGCCACAGCCACAGCUCCAAUUCAGGCUAACUUUAUGCACUUGCAACAGCCACAACAACCACAACAGCCACAGCAACCGCAGCAGCAGGCACAGAAUCAACAUGAAGAUCUCGAAAUAUUACAAUUCACUAAUUCGAUUCCUACCAAUCCUUCUUCCACCUCCGUGACAACAACUACAUCGAUAACGAAAUCGAACAGAACUCCGGAUCUUGCAACAACAUCGGCCGCAACUACAUCAUCACUGCCAAGCACAACAACGCUGACGAGUCAACAGUUGAGCCAAUCAAUGCUGCCCAUUGGGGGUGGCCUCAAGUUCACCUACGAGAGUCAGACGCAGCAGCCGCACCUGGAUGUGGCCAUGCUGCCGGUAAGCUCCAUCAAGGACUCGCCGCCGAGUUCGCCAGGCUCCGAGAUUGGUGGCACAACGCAGCUGCAUUCGGCAGGUGCAUUGAGUGCCACAGCUGUGGCUGUACCCGCCCCACAGCCUGGAAAUGUACGCAAGCGUGGACGCAAGGCCAAGGAGUCGACGAUUGCUGCAGCAGCUGCGGCGGCCGCACAAUCAGCAGCAGCAUCAGCAGCUGCAGCCGCAGCAGCGUCGGCCACAAACGUACAGCAGCAGCCAGAUCUCAAGGAUGUACGCAUCCUGCAAAAUGGAGCUGCCAGCAGUGGUUCAUCGAGUGGUCCGAUCAGUACCCCCACGCCGCCGGCCACACCAGCGAGUUCGAUCAUUGCACACACGGCCACCCAUAUGCUGGGAAAUCAUGUGAAUCCUAAUAGCAGUGUGGCCCAGAAGCUCUCGGAGCAGCUGCAUAUGGAAGUGCAGGAUCAUGCCAUCUACACGAGUGACGCGAUGGGUUCGCAAUUCGCGGGAGUGCCGUUCCCUGGGAAACAGCGAAAUAAUACCAAUGCCGCCUCCAUGAAUGCCACACCUGCACCGAAUCCACUGCAGUCGAUGUUUAGCGGAGUCGGAAUGAAUAGCAAUAUGUCGAUACCUCAAAGCUUAGAGCAACUGCUGGAGCGCCAAUGGGAACAGGGCUCACAGUUUCUCAUGGAGCAGGCGCAGCAUUUUGACAUUGCUUCCCUGUUGAAUUGCUUGCAUCAGCUGCAGAGUGAGAAUCUGCGUUUGGAGGAACAUGUGACCAGCCUGAUAGCGCGGCGAGAUCAUUUGCUGGCGGUGAAUGCCCGUCUACAAAUCCCACUGAAUCCGAUCGCCAGCAAGGCCGAGGCGCAUGGUAAGUAGAGAAGGCAAAACGUCCGAUCUCUCUUGUAAUUGGUGUCGGCACAUACACACACAUGACACUUGGCACUUGGCAUUAGAUGAGGCAGGAUUGCAAUGCCAAGCCAUCCAUCCAUACCACAAACUCACGCACACACACACACACACACAGCCACUGAUAACAGACCAAAUUGAUUACGUUUAUUUGAAUUUUUGUUAAAAAUUUCUUUGUCUGUUGUUCGUAUCCGUUGUACAUACAAAUCAAUGCACCUGAAUCAAUGGAUAGUCUUAAGUUAUUCAAGUUAUUCCUAAGUUAUCCCUAAGUUAACAGUCAAACUUCUGAUAAAUUGUAUAUAAUAUACACCUACACCUACCUACAUACAUACACUGCAUAACAUAGUCAAAUGAUCAGACAAUUUCCUCAAUUAAAUGCAUUUUUCUUUGCCAUGA